CUUCCCAAUUUGCGCCACUACCCUGAUUUGCUUUCCCCUGCUACGCCUAUCAAGUCCCGUUCUUUCUCCUCCAUCUCCACGGAUUUCACCCUCCAUCCCUGACAAGCUGUUCGCCCAUCGCCGCGUGAAAUCUUUGGAGGGUAAAUUAAGGGCAAAUUUGCUCAUCUCAACACGCUUUGAAUCCUUCCCUCCCCCAGAUUACGUCAAUUGGGAAAAGAAAAGCUCAUUAAACAAACACUUCCCUCCUGGCACCUGCCAGUCGAAUCACGCCAAGAAUCAAUCAACCUUGCUCAUUCUUUCAGAAAGCAAUAAAGAACACAAAGUCGCUCACUCUCGCAUUUCCUGAUUUUGAAGCUUCUCCUUCUUCCGGGUUCUCGCCUGCAAAGCAGCUGUUGAAAGAGGCGGGUGGAACUUCGUGACGGUAUCAGUUUUUUUUGUUUAAUCGCGCCCUUGUUCCUGCAUUGCUUCGAUCUAUCGUUGUCGGUGGGGUGGUGUUCUUUGUCUUUCUCUGCCGUUACAUUUGUGGGGGAGUAGGGAGUGAAUUCAAGAUCUAAUGAUGGUCUGGGUCAUUUUAUAACGUCUUGGGGGUGUUUGCGAGCUUAUAAGUACAUGGAAAUGGAGGUUAAUGGGGAAGGUUCAUCGGGCGGGGGCUCCAGUUCGGAUCAGUUACAGAAAGAGGGAUCUGAAGUUACCCAUGUCCAGAAACUUCAGCUGGAUGCAUCUCAGCACGAGUUUCAUCCGAUGAAUGCACUGGAGAUCCUGAGAGAAACAGUGAGGAUUCUCCGGUUCAAUGCUGCAUCUUUUAUGCUCAUCGCUACUUUCCUCGUUUGCCCAAUUUCCGCCCUACUCUUGUCCAAUGUGUUGGUUGAUCAAUCCGUUGUGAAGAGACUUACCAUUAGGUUGACGUUGGUUGCCAAGUCCAGUGGCCUUCCGUUGAAGCCUUUGAUCAAACACUCGUGUCACCGUUUAGCCGAGAUGGUUGUCUCAUCAGCAAUGUGCUUCCCUUUCUUUCUCACUUUCUCUUUAUCAUCCAAAGCUGCUGUAGUUUACUCAGUGGACUGCACUUAUUCGAGGAAAGAAGUUGAUGUCUCCAAGCUAUUGGCGAUAAUUUGCAAAAUCUGGAAGAGGGUCGCUUCAACAUAUGUAUGGUCAAGUAUGGUGAUCUGUGGCUGUGUCACAUUAUUCGUUGUUCUUCUACUAGCACUAUGCAGUACGUUUUCAGCAUUUGGUCUUUGGGCAGAGUUGAAUCUCUAUGCUGCAAUGUUGGUAGGGCUUGGUUUCUCGGUUGUUUUCGCCAAUGCAAUCAUAAUCUGCAACAUUGCUGUUGUCAUCUCCGUGCUGGAGGAUGUUUCAGGCCUGCAGGCAUUGCUUCGGUCAAGUAAUUUGAUCCGGGGCCAGACUCAAGUCGGGCUUCUGAUAUAUCUCGGAUCGACAAUCGGUACAGCUUUUGUGGAAGGUUUGUUUGAGCAUAGAGUGAAGACAUUGAGUUAUGGAGAUGGGUCUUCCAGAAUAUGGGAAGGCCCUCUUCUGGUGAUCAUGUACUCAUUUGUGGUACUUGUUGACAUGAUGAUGAGUGCAGUUUUCUACUAUAGUUGUAAAUCGUAUAGGCUGGAGGCUGCAGAGGAAUGCCAGUCGAUGCUAGAGACCAUCACUGUCUCCCCUGAUUCGGUUGAAGUUCAGCAACAUGGUGGAGCUUUCUCGAGUUUGAUAAAGGAGAAAACAACAACACUUUCUGAAGAGUAGGAGAGAGCGGUUCGGAUGUUUACUUUCUGUGGAACUUCUGAUUCUGCAGCGGAUGGCUCAGUGUUCUUCUGUUGAAACGGAAGUAAUUCAGUGAGCGGCGUGGCAGCAAGCUAUAAGAAAAGGAAACUGUAGAACUUGGAUGGAGUUUUUAGACUGAGGAUGUGAACAGAAGCUGCUGGAGGUGAAGUCCAAUUUUUCUGUUUCUCCUCAACUUUGCAUAUAAUGUUGUAUUGUUGUCUCACAUGGUAGAGAGAAUUCAGUUUCGGGAGGUGAUUUUUGUGUUGUACUUCAUCGGAAGAUGGUUGUUCCCAGUUUAGGUUGAGAGAAGAUUAUACAGCAUACGUCUGUGAAUCGAAACUGAAAAUGAUUCAUUCACUUACAUCAGGCAUCUGUAAUUCUUUGUUGUUUCAUAGUUAGUCUUUCCAUCAAUGAAUCACCAUUGUUCUGAAAGGCCUGUCUCUGAGUUUUUGUAUUCUGUACUCCCCCAUACAGCUAGUUUUUCCAGUGCCGAUGUCUUUGAGAAUUGUUUCAAUGUACUUGUUCGUAGUAUUAUGAUCUCAGAUGGUAGAGAGAAUUCAGUCCGGAGAGGUGAAUUGUUUGUUCCGUACUCCAUCACAUACUACAUCGAAAGAUGGUUGCUCCCAGUUUAGGUCCAGAGAGAAGAUUAUACAGCAUAUAUAUGUGAAUCGAAACUGAAAAUGCUCCAUUCACUUACAUCAGUCAUCUGUAAUUUUUUGUUGUUUCAUAUGGUAGUCUUUCCAUCAAUGAAUCACCAUUGUUCUGUAAGGCAUGUCUCUUGUGUUUUUGUUUUCUGCACUCUCCAUACAGGAUACAGCUAGUUUGUCCAAUGCCUUUGGUCUUUGAAAAGUGUUUCAAGGUACUUGUUCUUAGUAUUAUGAUCUCACAGUAUCAGAUUUCUGGUUCCAGUACGAUCAAUCCCAGAUUACUUCCCUUCUGUCAAUUCCAUUGAGCUGGAUGCUAAAUUACAGAUGCUGAAGAACCACAAUAAGGAUUCAUAUGAUAC
This is a messenger RNA of Linum trigynum, 2767 nucleotides long. NCBI's taxonomy places the organism in Eukaryota, Viridiplantae, Streptophyta, Magnoliopsida, Malpighiales, Linaceae. The record is from the annotation of a GenBank genome assembly.